Gloeophyllum trabeum ATCC 11539 is the source of this 921-nucleotide messenger RNA. RefSeq lists its product as uncharacterized. Bases 1 to 921 code for a protein of 306 amino acids. The record is from RefSeq and is a predicted model, not a curated record. The transcript is spliced from 4 exons. NCBI's taxonomy places the organism in Eukaryota, Fungi, Basidiomycota, Agaricomycetes, Gloeophyllales, Gloeophyllaceae.
AUGUCGCUCUUUGCUUCGACCUUAUCUCUGCUUGCCCUGGUCUCUUCUACUUCGUCGGCUCUUACUCCGGUAGCUCCUGGUCCUGGCGACAUAUUCCAUGCUGGCUCAAACUGUACGAUUGUAUGGAACGCGGACUCUACUGGCACAUGGAAGAACCUCUCCAUCGAUCUUAUGACAGGCUCUAACAACGCGAUGGUUCUUGUUACGAACGUGGUCGCUGGACUCGACGGCACGUCGACCGAGCUAUCACCCUACAACUGGACUUGCCCCGACGUAGAGCCCCAUUCCGCAAUCUACUUCUACGAGUUCAACAACGGGGGGAAUACGUCCGAGGCUCAAUGGACAACACGCUUCACGAUUGCUUCAUCUUCCGGAGAUACGACGCCUCCGGACAACUCUACUCAACCUAAUGGCAAUGCGAUUCCUUGGGGUAUUGGCCGUCUUGCUUCGAACUCAUCCACUUCUGGUCUUGCGGCCCAAGCUGUGACACCGCCCAUGCCCAACACGACUGCCACUCAAUCGUUUGCCACUGAGCAGUCUGGUCCCACUGAUGCGAUUCAAGGGUCGGGGGCACCCGGAGAGUCGGCAGCCGAUGAUGCCAGCUCGCACCACAGAGGAACCAGGACAUGGAGUCGAACGAGGCACGCAACCAAGACGCACGACGCCUCUGCACAAGCGGACUCGGCCAAUACAGUUGCGGCGGAUUCCACGACACCUUCGCUUCAAGUAACAGGAAAGACUCGGCACUCGUCGACAGAUCACUCCCAUCCCUCUGCUGCAACCUUGGAGCUGCCACCCGCCGCAACUUCAGAUGGCAGGGUGUCCUCUGAAGGCCGCACCAUGGUUCACAGUGGCGCCCGACGACGGGGAGGUAGACCAUCCGUAUCACUUGCGCUUCUGUCCAUUUUCGUGUUCCUGUAA